Messenger RNA from Adineta ricciae, 1113 nucleotides. Lineage: Eukaryota; Metazoa; Rotifera; Eurotatoria; Adinetida; Adinetidae. The record is from the annotation of a GenBank genome assembly.
AUGGUAACGCUUAUCCAAGCAUUAGGUCAAAGAUAUGAUGGCGAUAUUAGAAUUGGAUUUUGGCAAAUUGGAUUUUUGGGGCAUUGGGGUGAAUGGCAUACUUAUCCGAAUGCUACUUAUUUUGCGUCAAUUACACAUCAAAAUCAAAUUACCGCUGCUUUUACUUCUUCUUUUACUAAAACAAAGCUUCAACUUCGUUAUUUCUCUGUGACGGGAAAUUACAAUCCUAUAAAUUUGAAUAUUGGAUUUCAUGAUGAUUCAUUCUUUCAAGACACGUAUGGACAAUCGUGGAUGUUUUAUAAUACGAGUGUCACUGUAGGAGCAACUAAUCAAUGGAGAAGUCAACCAAUUGGUGGUGAAGUUCGUCCUGAAUUGAUGCCCUGUGCAUUUGCAAAUAAUCCUACAAUAGUUUGUCAAUCAAUAACUGGAUUAAAACCUUUGGAUUGGUCUACUUGUGUUCAAUUAACUCAUUCAACAUAUCAAUGGCUUUCCUAUGCUUUCAACACACCUGGAUAUUCUGAUUUGGAUUAUAGCAGAGCUGUCAAUGGAUCAAUCAUGCAAGGAUAUUCUUUCUUUGUAUCUCAAAUAGCUGUAAGUGAAAUAACUUGCUCAGCAUUGUCACAUGUCAUGAGAAUCAGUGUUACGAUGUCAAAUGUCGGAGUCGCACCCUUUUAUUAUCCAUUAACUCUGAAUGUCAAAGCUGCUGAUAGUACAAACAAAUCUGCAGCGAUUUACAAAUCGAUCUCUGUUCCUAUUUCGAAUCAACUUGAUCAAUUUUCUUUUGUUUAUUCUUUCGAUGUGACAGUACAAACCUAUGCGAAUAUACAAUUUUCCAUUUGGCUCAAUAGUCCAUAUCUUGUUGGAAAUCAGACAAUCGUAUUCGCUAUUUCCGGUGCCAAUACUUCAGGAAUCAUUGAACUUCCGGCAGUACCUAUCGAGCCUUGCGGAACGCAGAGUGUGACUGCAGGUUGUGCCUCUUAUAUCAAUUCUGCUCAAAUCAAUGGAACACUGGGUACCUCAUAUACUAUUCGUUCCAAUACUAAUGAUUUCCAUGAUCAGUGUUUGUCAUCUGUAUCUUACAACACUGGUAUUGCACUCAAAAAGACUAUUUAG